GCCCUUACAUUAUUACAGCAAUCCAAGGUAAAAGUGCAGAUCUUCAGGAUUCCAAUGGGACAAUCAUUCCAAAAGUAAAUAUUGACCAACUAAAGUUAAGCAAAGACAGCAUGCCAAGAGUGCCACACCGGGGUUCAAAGAAAACAGCAGCCACAUUACCAACAGCACAACCAGGUCCAGCAGCACCACAAGCUGCAGCAGCACCAGCAUCUGCUCUAGCUUCACAGGCUACAGCAGCACCAGUGGCGGUAGCACCACCACCACCUCCUCCUAGAGCUACACAGCCUACAGCACCAAUGGCAUCACUUACAUCACUAUCGGUUCAAACACAACAUCCAUCUCCAGUUCCACAAGGUAUAGCAAUAACGGUAUCAGAUCCAGAGUCAGGAGCAACACCACAGAAAGAGAACGAACCAGCCACAAGUGCUACAGCACCAGAAUAUGCUACAGCUGUACAAACCGAAUCCCAAACAGCAGCAGACCCAGCCUCAAAGACCAUAACAGCAGACCAGGCCUCACAAACCACAACGGCAGACCAGGCCUCACAAACCACAACAGCAGACCCAGCCUCACAAACCACAGCGGCAGCAGACCCAUCCUCACAGACCACAGCUCCAAAUGCUACAACCACACAAGCCUCAGCUCCACAGAUUACAGCCCAGCAAUCUACAGCACAAACCAUGGAAGCAACAGUUCCACUUGUGACACCAGCCCCAGCAACAGCCACACAAGCUAGCCCUGCACCACCUCCAGCAUCACCAUCUCAGAGAUACACUGAACCUGUUGCAGAGAAAUAUAUAAUGGAUGCCUGGACUGGAAAGAGUCCUCACGUUCUACUCUCCAAAAUUGGUGCUUACAAAUUAUUCUACUGGGAUAUCCAACAAAUUGGUCUGGACAUGGAGUUGGAAAGUGAGUCUAUUAAUGCAUAUCUUGCGAUCAUGGUGAGACAAUGCAAUCGCCAUAAUUCAGCCAAAGCAGCAUUCAUUGAUUCAUUUUCAAUGACUGCCAUUUGGAAGAGAAAAGCUCCAAGACUCAAGAUCAAACCCAUGGAGCAUGAAGUGAUUCUGGGAAUUGUAAAUGAACAUCAUCACUGGACAUUAGUGAAAAGAAGUCGCUGUAUCUUGAUCCACUCGGAGAAACUAAACAAGGUAUCCAAAAUUGUUUGGAAUCAACAAGGUAAGGAUAACUGCUCAAAUUUAUUUCGACCCUUUAUUAAACUCUUUGUUGCUGUUGUUAUUUUUGUGUUUAUUAUGACAAUUACAAGUAUGAUGUCAAUCAAAAAAUAAAUGGUACUCAGAAUUAAAAAACUAGCAGCAACAGGUUUAAAUUUUGGUGUUCGUCUUCUGAUAUUGUGGUGUUAUGGGUUAAUUUUGCCUUUAAAGAAAAGUCUCCCCAUGUUUCAAUGUUUAUUUGAGGACCUGAUGUCUGUAUGAGAUGAUGUUUUUACAUUAGAAAAUAUAGCACGGGGAUAAUAAUGUUUAGUAGUUGCAUAAAGUGUUGCGGAGGUUUAGCACUAAAACAUCAGACAAAUGUCUAAAAUAAUUUCACAUAGGUUAUACAUGUGUGAAUUUCAUCUUUGCUUCUCCUCCACAUCUCUUCAAAGUGUACUGUGUAAGUGAUUGAUUUCUAUAUCAUGGGAGGAAACAGGAAAAUAAAAGCACAAGUAAUUGUCCACGAAAAUGCGUUGUAGACUUUUAAAAAGUAAUGAUUUUAACAAAACAGUGUGGUCAGUGUUCUUAACUUGAUGUUCAACAGACACUUAAGCUCUCCAUACUGUUCAUCUUUUUGUGUCACCAAAAUUUUAAAACAUGUUAUUUGUUUUUAUUGUACUUGUC
This is a messenger RNA of Oreochromis niloticus (Nile tilapia), 1835 nucleotides long. Its product is annotated as mucin-2. Gene Ontology annotation, cellular component: nucleus. Gene Ontology annotation, biological process: protein desumoylation; proteolysis. The transcript is spliced from 5 exons. The record is from RefSeq and is a predicted model, not a curated record. Gene Ontology annotation, molecular function: deSUMOylase activity. Bases 111 to 1286 code for a protein of 391 amino acids. Lineage: Eukaryota; Metazoa; Chordata; Actinopteri; Cichliformes; Cichlidae.